GAAUACAAAACAAAACUCUAUUGAUUCUAUCGGCCUCUAAACGGCCACACAAACGGCCACACAGAAUCGUUUAUGGUAAGAUGACAGGCUAAAGUAAAAUAAGUAUGUAAAUCAUAUUUAAACGUAUAAAAAUGAAAAAUGUAAUCCAGUCUUUCCGAUGUUUGGUGUGGAAUUGGCCUCCUGUAAUGCAGACCUCUGUGGCAUCUUCAAGGCCAGUAUCUGCAGCAUUCUCAAAACCACACUUUUCAGUUCGCUCUAAUUCUAAGAAUGCAUUGCUUCAAGUUUCACCAUUUUCUCGCUGUACUAAACUACCACAUAAUUUCUCGCAUACACCCACAACCAUAUUAGCUACACAUUCUGCCUUUAAAAGUUGCUUAACCUACAAAAAAUUGAGAUUUUCUUCUCUGUUCGCUUUACCGGAGCAGAAAAGACGUUUAAAUGUCUGCAGAAGCACCUCUAAUGAAAGGGCACCUGACAUCAAUAACAGUAAUAAUAAUGGCAAUGGGGGUGAAUGGACAACUUCCAUUUUGCUGUUCGGAUUGUGGGCAGGUCUUCUUUUCUACGUGUUCAUCCUUUCUCCCAAUCAAACCCCGAAUAGGGAUGUCUACUUCUUGCAAAAGCUUCUGAAUCUAAAAGGAGAUGAUGGUUUUAGAAUGAAUCAAGUUCUGGUGAGCCUGUGGUAUAUUAUGGGAUUUUGGCCAUUAGUCUACAGUAUGCUACUGGUACCAAGUGGCCGGAGUUCCAAGAGUAAAGUUCCUGCCUGGCCAUUCCUUGUACUGUCAUGCUUUGGGGGUGCAUAUGCUCUUAUACCAUAUUUCGUACUGUGGCAGCCACCAGCUCCUGCAGUGGAAAAGUCAGAAUGUGAGCGCUGGCCACUGAACUUUCUUGACUCCAAAAUAACUGCAGUGGCAUUGAUUUUUGGUGGAGUUUUCGUGACCAUAAACGCUGGAGUGGCAGGAGGAGAUGCAUGGAAGGAGUUUUAUCAGUAUUUUAGAGAAAGCAAGUUUAUUCAUGCUACAUGUAUUGAUUUUUUGACACUAUCAUCACUUUGCCCCUUUUGGGUCUACAAUGACAUGACAUAUCGGAACUGGUUAAACAAAGGUUCUUGGUUACUGCCACUGACAUUGAUUCCAUAUCUUGGACCUGCAUUGUACCUUGCAUUGCGUCCACCACUACCAUAUGUUGAAGUCGCCGAUGAGCACCAUAGAUGAAUGUAAUAGAUCGUCCAAAUUCUUUUCAUUCAUAAGCAAAUAUCUUCAUGUAUCAGAAUACAACUAUGAAUUAUUCUGAACAAAAAAUACAGAUUUUUUAAACUUUAUGUAGGAAAAUAUAUCUCAAUGAACAAAAAUACAACAUUCAUGCA
This is a messenger RNA of Cryptomeria japonica (Japanese cedar), 1363 nucleotides long. RefSeq lists its product as uncharacterized. The record is from RefSeq and is a predicted model, not a curated record. Lineage: Eukaryota; Viridiplantae; Streptophyta; Pinopsida; Cupressales; Cupressaceae. The transcript has 6 exons. The coding region runs from base 132 to 1211 and encodes 359 amino acids.